CUGAAGGUAACAGCGCCGUAUUUCUGUCUUUAAAAAAAUUAUUCAUCUUAUUUCUUAAGCCUCACAUGUAACUUAAGACAGUCACAGUGUGUCAUAGGCCUACUGCUGGAACAAAAAACGUAAAAUUUAAAACAUGGAAACUCAAGACCCUGCUGUUGUUGAGGCAGUAAAGGCAUCAGGCGAGUCCACCCUGGAAAAGGCUACAGCAAAAGCUAAAGAAACAUUCGACCAGUUGUUAAAUGUCUCACUUAACAUCGCCGUGACUGGAAAGACAGGAUCUGGGAAAUCCUCCUUUGUAAAUGCCCUUAGAGGUGUAAGUGAAGAUGAUGAUGGAGCAGCACCUACUGGAGUUACAGAAACUACAAUGAAGGCCACCAUGUAUGAACAUCCUAUGCCAAAUGUGAAGAUCUGGGACCUGCCUGGAAUAGGAACACCAAACUUCAAAGCAGAUAAAUACCUUAAAGAUGUCAAACUUGACACCUAUGAUUUCUUCAUUAUCCUUAGCUCAGAAAGGUUCAUGCAGAAUGACAUCAUGCUGGCUAAAGAAAUAAGAAAACAGAAGAAAAACUUUUACUUUGUUCGUUCCAAGAUUGACAAUGACAUCAGAGCAGAGGAAAAGAAAAAGGGAUUUGAUGAGCAGAAAGUUCUUGCCAUUAUAAGAGAGGACUGUCAAAAAAACUUGAAAGAAUUGGGAGACCCCAAAGUUUUCUUGAUAUCGUCUUUUGACUUGGAGAAAUAUGAUUUUGAAAUACUUCAAAACACUCUCGAAGAAGAGCUUCCAGACCAUAAGAGAUCUGCUCUUCUACAAGCCUGGCCAGUGUGCUCCGCAGCAUCUCUUGAGAAGAAGAUCAAAUUCUUCGAGGGCAUGAUCUGGGCUGCAUCUCUUGCCUCUGCUGGAAUAGCAGUGGUCCCUGUGCCUGGUCUGUCAGUAGCAUGUGAUGCAGGCAUGGUGUUGCUUUUCCUCACAAGGUGCUACUAUGCAUUUGGUUUGGAUGAUGGAUCACUGUCAAGGCUUUCGGAAAAACUGAACAAGCCCUUGCUGGAACAUCUGACCAAAUCAAAGUUAGCAACUGCCAUCCGUGAAAAAACAAUGGCCAGGAUUCAAGUCUCUGUUUCACUUGCAACACUUGCUACCGUUGAAUAUGUUGCAAGCCUCCUUCCAGUUGUGGGCAGUGCUGCUGCUGCAGGAAUAUCAUUCGCUACUACUUAUUACAUCUUGAGAGAAGGUUUAAAAGAACUAGCAAAUAUUGCACGAGAAAUCAGAAAAGAGGCAGAGCUGGACACUAUGCAGUAACUCGCAGAUGUCCUGGACGUGUUUUCAUUUCAUGUAUAUGGUUUAUAUUGAUUUUAUUAAUUUAAUUUGAGGCAUGUAAACAUUUUCUGCCUUUGUUAUGGAGUUAAUGGCCACAUAAUGUUUGAUUGUUUGCUGAUUAGAAAAGAGAUUACAGUACCCCUAUGUCUUCACUAUAUGCAUAUGGAUGAUUUCAUAAGUCAUUAAUACUGUCAGGGGAAACGUUGUUCAAAAAAAGUUGUUUAUUCAAUUUCAUGUUUAAUUUGUAGGCCUGUUAUUAAAUAGCUUACAAUUUGUGGUAAUUUUCUCUGAAACCUGGACACAUUUUCAGUCUUACAUAAUGUAUUUGUUCUAUCAAAUCUCAUUCAAUAAAAAAUAUAUACCUUUCUGUGAGAAA
Messenger RNA from Rhinichthys klamathensis goyatoka, 1688 nucleotides. RefSeq names its product interferon-inducible GTPase 5-like. The transcript has 3 exons. Gene Ontology annotation, molecular function: GTP binding. Gene Ontology annotation, cellular component: membrane. NCBI's taxonomy places the organism in Eukaryota, Metazoa, Chordata, Actinopteri, Cypriniformes, Leuciscidae. Bases 134 to 1294 code for a protein of 386 amino acids. The record is from RefSeq and is a predicted model, not a curated record.